Molecule: messenger RNA, 2901 nt
Organism: Heterocephalus glaber (naked mole-rat)
Lineage: Eukaryota; Metazoa; Chordata; Mammalia; Rodentia; Bathyergidae
Gene: Stat4
Product: signal transducer and activator of transcription 4
Biological process (GO): signal transduction; regulation of DNA-templated transcription
Molecular function (GO): DNA-binding transcription factor activity; DNA binding
Source: RefSeq, a predicted model, not a curated record
CCCCCUGGCGCAGCGCUCUAGGCUGCGCGUGGGCAGACUCAGCCUCGCUUUCUACCUGCCCUUCAGUCUGUCUUCCUUUUUAUUUUUGUCUUUGUUUUACUGAACACUUCCAGAGCCCUUGCUGGGUAGGGAGAGGUAACAUCUACCUCGGACCUGAGCCAGCGACUGCAGGCAGGCCGGCCUCUGGGCUGCAUCCUCGUAGGAGUGACCUUGUCACCUCCCCGGCCUCGGUGCCCGCAGGCCGGAAACAGGGUUAGCAGCGGAGGGGACCAGGCGGCCGAGGUCGCAGGUUCCAGAGCUGGCGGCGUCACUGGGGCGAGUCCCGGGCAGAGGCCGGGCCUGGGGACCCGGAUCCGGCCGCCCCUUCCCCGCCGGGCCGAGUGGAGCCGGAGGCCAGGACGCCAGCGAGCCGAGCCGAGCAGCGCCGCUGCAGCAUGGCUCAGUGGAAUCAAGUCCAACAGUUAGAAAUCAAGUUCUUGGAGCAAGUAGAUCAAUUCUAUGAUGACAACUUUCCGAUGGAAAUCCGACAUCUGCUGGCCCAGUGGAUUGAAAAUCAAGACUGGGAGGCAGCUUCUAACAAUGAAACCAUGGCGACAAUUCUGCUUCAAAACUUGUUAAUACAACUGGAUGAACAAUUAGGUCGUGUUUCCAAGGAGAAAAACCUGCUCUUGAUACACAAUCUAAAAAGAAUUAGGAAAGUCCUUCAGGGGAAAUUUCAUGGAAAUCCAAUGCAUGUAGCUGUGGUUAUCUCCAAUUGUUUAAGGGAAGAGAGGAGAAUAUUGGCUACGGCCAACAUGCCUGUCCAGGGACCCUUGGAGAAAUCCUUACAGAGUUCUUCAGUUUCAGAAAGACAGAGGAAUGUGGAGCACAAAGUGGCUGCCAUUAAAAACAGCGUGCAGAUGACAGAACAAGACACCAAAUACUUAGAAGACCUGCAAGAUGAAUUUGACUACAGAUAUAAAACAAUUCAGACAAUGGAUCAGGGAGACAAGAAUAAUGCCCUGAUGAAUCAGGAAGUUUUGACGCUGCAAGAAAUGCUCAACAGCCUAGACUUCAAGAGAAAGGAGGCCCUCAGUAAGAUGGCACAGAUAGUGAAUGAGACAGACUUGCUGAUGGGCAGCAUGCUGCUAGAGGAGCUGCAGGACUGGAAGCGGCGGCAGCAAAUCGCCUGCAUCGGGGGUCCGCUCCACAAUGGGCUCGACCAGCUUCAGAACUGCUUUACCCUACUGGCAGAAAGUCUUUUCCAACUCAGAAGGCAGCUGGAGAAAUUGGAGGAGCAAUCUACCAAAAUGACAUAUGAUGGCGAUCCUGUACCCAUGCAAAGAACUCACCUGCUGGAAAGAGUCACCUUCUUGAUCUACAACCUUUUCAAGAACUCAUUUGUGGUUGAGCGACAGCCAUGUAUGCCCACCCACCCUCAGAGACCGAUGAUACUGAAAACCCUCAUUCAGUUCACAGUGAAGCUCAGACUGCUAAUAAAAUUGCCAGAAUUAAACUAUCAGGUGAAGGUUAAAGCAUCAAUUGACAAGAAUGUUUCAACUCUAAGCAAUCGAAGAUUUGUCCUUUGUGGAACACAUGUCAAAGCCAUGUCCAUUGAAGAAUCCUCCAAUGGAAGUCUCUCCGUAGAAUUUAGACAUUUGCAACCAAAAGAAAUGAAGUCCAGUGCUGGAAACAAAGGAAAUGAGGGCUCUCACGUGGUGACCGAAGAGCUUCACUCCAUAACCUUUGAGACACAGAUCUGCCUGUAUGGCCUGACCAUCGAUUUGGAGACCAGUUCAUUACCUGUGGUGAUGAUUUCCAAUGUCAGUCAGCUACCUAAUGCUUGGGCGUCCAUCAUUUGGUACAACGUGUCAACCAGUGAGUCCCAGAACUUGGUUUUCUUUAACAAUCCCCCACCUGCCACCCUGAGCCAGCUCUUGGAGGUCUUGAGCUGGCAGUUUUCUUCCUAUGUCGGCCGUGGCCUUAAUUCGGAUCAACUCAACAUGCUGGCAGAGAAGCUCACAGUGCAGUCUAGCUACAGUGAUGGACAACUCACCUGGUCCAAGUUCUGCAAGGAGCACUUACCUGGUAAAUCAUUUACCUUCUGGACAUGGCUUGAAGCAAUAUUGGAUCUAAUCAAAAAACACAUUCUUCCCCUUUGGAUUGAUGGGUACAUCAUGGGCUUUGUUAGCAAAGAAAAGGAGCGGCUGCUGCUGAAGGAUAAAAUGCCCGGGACAUUUUUACUAAGAUUCAGUGAGAGCCAUCUGGGAGGGAUAACCUUCACCUGGGUGGACCAAUCUGAGAAUGGAGAAGUGAGAUUCCACUCCGUGGAACCCUACAACAAAGGCAGGUUGUCUGCUCUGCCAUUCGCUGACAUCCUUCGAGACUACAAGGUCAUUAUGGCUGAGAACAUCCCCGAAAACCCUCUGAAGUACCUGUACCCUGACAUCCCCAAAGACAAGGCCUUCGGUAAACACUACAGCUCCCAGCCAUGCGAAGUUUCAAGACCAACAGAAAAGGGAGACAAAGGUUAUGUUCCUUCAGUCUUUAUCCCUGUUUCCACAAUCCGAAGUGAUUCUGCUGAGCCACAGUCGCCCUCCGACCUCCUCCCCAUGUCUCCAAGUGUAUAUGCAGUGCUGAGAGAAAACCUGAGUCCCACAACCAUCGAAACUGCCAUGAAGUCGCCGUAUCCUGCUGAGUGACCAGAUAAACUCUGCCAUUAAAAGACUGUUCUUUGCCAAAGACCACAUCUUGUUUCUUCAGCUUUGUAAAUACUGGUUUCCAGGAAAUGGAAGGAGUCUGGAGAGCCCCUCUUGCUGGCCUAAUGCCUGAAUGGGCAGAGUGGUGGCUGCAGGGCAGCAGAUCCAUCCACACACCUUUAAGAAACCAGUGUUAGUAACAAUAUAACAUUCACAAAAUACA